CGUGCGGUGGUUAAGGCUGCGUUUAAAGCUUAAGAAAGCGAAAAUUUCAAAGCGUGAAAAAAGAGAAGAAAAAAUUGUUGAAUAAAAUAAAUCGCAAUAAACAACUCAAAGGCGGAAAUAUCUGCGGCUUUUUUAGUCCACCACUCAACUGCUCGCUGUUGUUGUUAUUUUUUAGUAUUAUUUGUCAUCAGAGCAACAUCAGGCAUCCUACACCAAGAAAAAUAAAAAUAAGCCGCAACGCAGUACUCCUUCCCCUGACCGCCGACUGUCAUCAUACGCUGUUAGUACCUGCUUACAAGAAAUCCUACUGAACGUCCACUUAAUUCAUCAAGUCGACUUCGCUUAAUCGCUAAGUUUUUUACGUCCCGCCACUUUGAAAGCAAUCACAUUGGCGCCGCCAACUAAUCUCAAUUACGCGAUGGCUGUCAUCAGCGAGCAUGGCAGCAGCACUGAGGAGUUGUCGCAUAAGGAACAAAAUGAGAAAAACCUGAAGAAUCUGAAGAAUACCUCCACUGUGCCAGAGUUCUUUGCGCAUAAAAAUGUUUUCAUCACUGGCGGCACUGGCUUUUUGGGUACUGUGCUGAUUGCAGAACUCUUGGACACACAUCCCGACAUUGGCACCAUCUAUGUACUAGUCAGAGGCAAGCGCAAGUUCGAUCCCAAUGAACGUAUCAGUCGUUUGCUGCAGAAGCCGAUCUUCCAGAAAUGUAAUGAGAAAACACUCGCUAAAGUUGUGCCAGUCGUCGGCGAGUUAAGCGAAGUGAAUUUCGGUUUCAGCGAAAUAAUUCUUAACGAACUCAUCGACAAGGUGAAUGUGAUCUAUCAUAGCGCAGCCACAAUUAAAUUCAGCUCUCCGUUACGUACGGCUAUCAAAACCAAUGUGACCGGCACAAUGCGCACCAUUGAAUUGGCAAAGAAAUUGAAGAAUCUCCACGCCUACAUUUACCUCUCCACUGCCUUUUGUAACAGCAAUAAUCGCGGCCUAAUCGUCGAAGAGGUCUACAAGUCGCAAUUCGAUCCGUAUGAAAUGAUGAAAAUGGCUGAAGAUGAUGCUUAUUGGGAAGAUUUCACAGAUGAGAAAUGCAAAGAGAUUAUAAACGAUCAUCCCAACACAUACACCUUCACAAAGAACCUAUCGGAGAAUUUGCUAAUGGCGGAGAUGUCUGGCUUGCCGGCGGCCAUUGUGCGGCCAUCGAUAGUUUACGGCACUUGGGAGCACCCACUAAAGGGUUGGGUCGGCAAUGCUAAUUCUGGUCAUCUUGGUUACCUGGCCGGUUUCGUCAAAGGCAUAUUUCGCACCAUGAGCGGUAGUGCUGCCGCCAUCAUCGAUAUUAUACCAUGCGAUUUUGUUAUCAACUCUUCGCUAGUCAUGGGCUGGUAUGUGGGCACACGCAAAGUCGAGCAGCCCGUAGUGAUACACUGCACGUCGGGCGAAGUUAAUCCGCUCAGACUUCGUGAAUUCUGCGUCAUUAUGAAUUCGAGCGUAAAACGGCAUCCACCGAAUUAUUUCGUCUGGAAGCCGAGCACAAAAUUGCGCAACGGAUGGCGUUAUAAUCUCUUCUUUUAUCUCUUUCACAUACUACCCGCGCUCGCGUACAGCAUACCGGAGAAAUUAUUCGGCAUCGGUAUGCCACAGCAUACUGCCUAUGAGUAUAUGCGGGUCUUCCACAAAGGCACCAAAGCGUUCGACUACUUUUUGGAUAAAGAUUUUCGCUAUUCCUUCAAAAACGCCUUGUGCAUAAUAUCACAAAUGCAUGAAAGCGAUAAAAAACGUUAUAACUUCGAUUCUAGUCUGUGUGAUUGGUCUGAAUUCAUAGAUCGGUGUUUGAUCGGUUUGCGUUGUUUCUACUUUAAGGAGGCGGUAGAGACCACAGAAUGGCAUCGCAUCUAUUGGAACUUUUUCAAUUUUAUUCACUACGCUGGCUUUGUGGUGCUCUUCCUCUGUAUCUUUGGCGUUUGCGCACUUCUCUUCGGCCUAACCAUCGGACUCGCACUGGCGCUGGCCAUUUGGGGCUUUCUAGUGUGGUUAUAAGCGAAAGCAGUGCGAAUUUCUAAAUCAAAAAAAAACUUGUAUUUUACAACAGUUACUUUAGCCACAAAAGUCACCUCACUACAUUGCUAUACUACAACAAAACAAGAAAAUACGAUCAUAUUAGUUUGUGAUUUGAUUUUUUUACGAUUAUUUUUCAUCAAUCACGACGCUUUUAGUGUUUUUUUUUCUAUAUAUACUUUAAUUUUCUAUAAUUAUUAAAAAUAGCAAUGAGUAAAAGUUAUUGUUAGACGCAAGGGAAAUAAAAUAUUAUGCCUAUACGCAUACGCAUACAUACAAAUAUAGAAAUAAAACCAUUUUAAACGAAAGUAUGUAGGAUGAUAUAAAAAAAAACAAUAUUAAUUUAAUCUACUUUUGCCUAGUAAGUACUACAGAAGUUUGUAAAACGAUAUACUAUAAGCCAACAACAAAGAAUAAUUUUUGUUGUAUGUAAACCAAAUUAUAUAUUGUUCCGAAAACACG
Messenger RNA from Anastrepha obliqua, 2512 nucleotides. Its product is annotated as putative fatty acyl-CoA reductase CG8303. The record is from RefSeq and is a predicted model, not a curated record. The transcript has 7 exons. The coding region runs from base 419 to 2032 and encodes 537 amino acids. Gene Ontology annotation, cellular component: peroxisome. Lineage: Eukaryota; Metazoa; Arthropoda; Insecta; Diptera; Tephritidae. Gene Ontology annotation, biological process: long-chain fatty-acyl-CoA metabolic process. Gene Ontology annotation, molecular function: alcohol-forming very long-chain fatty acyl-CoA reductase (NADP+) activity.